AUGGGGAUGGCGGAUGCUAUUCGUGUUGGGGCUGACGACGAUGCUUUGGACAGCGCCUGUCUUAAAGGUAUGGAGGCUACACGUUUUGUGGUUAGAUGGGCUGCUGGUGAUGUUUUGCCUGUCGAUGAGGCUCGAAGAACUGCUCUUGGUUUGGGUGGCAACGCAACUUCAAUUGAAGGUGCCGACGUCACUUGUGUCAUGCCUGAUGAGACAUGUGUCGUAGAUGGGGACGUGGCGGGAGAUGCCACGUGUGUACCAGCUGCUGGUGCAAGUUGUGUUGUGGAUGGCAAUAUGGCUCUAGAUUCCAGCUGUGUUGUGGCCUCCUCGGCCACUCCUGUUGUGGCUGGUGCUGCGGCUGGAGCAACCACUUGUGGUGCAGCUGGUCGUUCAGCUGGUACUGUGGAUGGUGACGCAGGUGGAGACGCCUCUUCUCUUGUGGCUCCUGCUGGCUCUCCUCCUGUGUCCGGCAACGUGGCUGGCGACAACUGCAGCGUUGCAGUGGCCGACGUGGCUGGUGACGCCGCUGUAGUCGCUGAUGCUGGCUCCUGUUUCUGCGCGCCGCGGCUGGCGCGACACGGCAAGUGCCCCAGCAGACACGGCGCGCUGGCACCCCGCCAGCUGACGCGAAACCCGCUGGCGGUCGCCGCGGUGCGCUCCCACGCGCCACUUCACACGGCGCUACGAAUCCACUCUAAACUGUGA
Messenger RNA from Schistocerca gregaria, 702 nucleotides. RefSeq names its product circumsporozoite protein-like. NCBI's taxonomy places the organism in Eukaryota, Metazoa, Arthropoda, Insecta, Orthoptera, Acrididae. The transcript has 2 exons. The coding region runs from base 1 to 702 and encodes 233 amino acids. The record is from RefSeq and is a predicted model, not a curated record.